Messenger RNA from Haliotis rufescens (red abalone), 731 nucleotides. Its product is annotated as rRNA 2'-O-methyltransferase fibrillarin-like. Lineage: Eukaryota; Metazoa; Mollusca; Gastropoda; Lepetellida; Haliotidae. The transcript has 3 exons. The coding region runs from base 258 to 530 and encodes 90 amino acids. The record is from RefSeq and is a predicted model, not a curated record.
UCAUCAGACGCGUUAACCGCCCAGGUGCUGUAUAUCCCAUCAGGGGGGCCAGUGUUUUGGGAUAGACGCGCCAGGGUGUCCACCAUCACACAGUGACCACUGCGGUCAAGCGUUCUGACGCCGUGACAUGGACAAAAACCUCAGCUCCCGGAGCGGAGCUCAGUUGGAGGAAAUGCAUCGUUUGAUCAGUGUAAUUAUGGGUGUAUAAUUUGUAUAAAGGAGAAAAAUAUUUGUCUGAGAGUCAUUCUACUGCAAUCAUGGAUAAAAACAUCGUGGGUUUCGUUGCUCUUCUGGCGUGUUUCCUGGUGGCGGUGUCCGCCUUUGAUCCCCUCUCCAUGAACAACCUCGGACUCCUCGGGAACGACCGUAACUUCAACAGUGGGAGGGGGCGAGGACGUGGACGUGGUAACUGGAACAACAACGGCAUCGGAAACGGCAGAAACACCGGGAGAGGACGGGGACGGGGAAGAGGAAGAGGCAGGAACCAGGACCUGAAAGAGCAUCUGUCGCUGCUUCUUCCAGGGAGAUAACUCCUCCACCCCAUCCGCAUUUAACCUUCUGAUCUAUAUUACCUAUCCCGUGACAUAUAUGACGUCACAGUCUCUUUUUCUUCAAGUUAUUGUUAAAGAUAUAUCCGCACGUUGCCUCUGAUGCGAACUAUAUAUUUGUUAAAACCAAAAUAUAAAAUAUAAAAGAAAUAUUUUUUAGCAAUAAAACAGUAUAUGAAAUGA